AUGGACUGGGAAGACUUCUGCGACUGGCUCGACUGGGGCCUGCUCGCCAUCCUCGUGGCGGUGGCAGCCCUCAUCACGCUCCUCGUCGCUGUCUAUAUCGCGAUCAAAAACGUCCAGGUCCGGUUCGGGCGCGGGAACAACGGCGAGCCGCCGCCGCCGUCCAUCGAGGAGCUGCUGGUGAGCAUCCCGGACGUGGCGUACCGGGAGCUACCGCCUGGACCUGGGGAGGAGGACGUCGACGACGACGAGAGGGACAGGGACUCGUGCGCCAUCUGCGUGACGCCCUACGAGGCCGGCGAUGCCUGCAGCGUCCUCCCGGGCUGCGCCCACAUGUUCCACAAGCCCUGCGUCGCCAAGUGGUUCCGUAAGAAGAACACCUGCCCGCUCUGCAGGGCGACGGUAACGGCAGGCCAGGGCAACGGCAACGCCGCGGAGAACAUGGUGUAG
Messenger RNA from Setaria italica (foxtail millet), 447 nucleotides. RefSeq names its product E3 ubiquitin-protein ligase RNF181 homolog. The coding region runs from base 1 to 447 and encodes 148 amino acids. The transcript has a single exon. NCBI's taxonomy places the organism in Eukaryota, Viridiplantae, Streptophyta, Magnoliopsida, Poales, Poaceae. The record is from RefSeq and is a predicted model, not a curated record.